GGUCCAGCGUCAUGAAGCGAGGAUGGAUUCUCAUCGGGUGGAUCUACUUAACUCUCCAGGUGAUUGAAGUGACGAGUCAUGGAAGGCUCAUGGAUCCACCAGCGAGGAACAGCAUGUGGCGAUUUGGUUUUCCCAAUCCCGUGAACUACAACGACAAUGAGCUUUUUUGCGGCGGCUACGCCGUGCAGUGGGUGCAGAAUGAGGGGCAGUGCGGAAUAUGCGGUGAUGCUUAUCACUUGAAGGAACCUAGGCCUCACGAGGCCGGGGGAGAAUUCGCUAAGGGCACUAUUACGAGACAUUACACCGUUGGACAGGACAUUGACAUUGAAAUAGAGCUAACAGCCAAUCAUCAAGGUUACUUUGAGCUGUACAUGUGUCCGAACAACAAUCCCCGUCUACCAGCAACUCAAGAAUGCUUCGACAAGUAUCCCCUUUACCUCAGCGGUACGGAAGAAGUGAAAUUCGUAAUACCAGAGGACAGUGAUAAAAAAGCUGUUUUUCGGUAUCGAGUAACAUUACCACCUUACCUCACCUGCUCUCAAUGCGUAAUGCAGUGGAAUUAUUACACAGGCAAUAUGUGGGGCACAUGUGCCAAUGGUACAGAAGCCGUUGGUUGUGGCAGACCCGAGACCUUCAGAAAUUGUGCCGAUGUUAAUAUUGUAACGAGCACUGGUGCUGUACCACCUUCAUUCAUUCAUCAACAGGAUAAUCCAUUUGUUCUGUAUUAUCAGGAUUACAGAUUAGAGAAUCAAGUUUUACCACUUGUGAUUAGAUCACAGGUCUGUUUACCACAUAAACAUUACAGAUUUAUACCGGGAAUGGACAAGUGGUGUCAGACUAAUUGCUUGAGGUAUCCACCUCAUUGCCCAGAGAAUAUCUGCACUUGUCCAGAGGAGUGUACAGCAGUAGGCGAAUUAGAAGGAAAAAUCGGUGCUGAUGUCUACUGCAUGGAUCAGUGUCUCGUUUACCCCUCACACUGUCCAUCACAACGUUGCCAAUGUGUCUAGCAUCACCAGUUGAUUGAUGAAAAAAAAAACCUGUAAUUUUAAUGGCAAAUAAAACACAACAGUUUACAUCUUA
Molecule: messenger RNA, 1080 nt
Organism: Diachasma alloeum
Lineage: Eukaryota; Metazoa; Arthropoda; Insecta; Hymenoptera; Braconidae
Exons: 6
Coding region: 12-1007 (331 amino acids)
Source: RefSeq, a predicted model, not a curated record